Molecule: messenger RNA, 11694 nt
Organism: Coregonus sp. 'balchen'
Lineage: Eukaryota; Metazoa; Chordata; Actinopteri; Salmoniformes; Salmonidae
Source: the annotation of a GenBank genome assembly
AUGCGCGGCGGCUACGAUGCGUCUGCUUCGGCAGCACCGGAGGCUGAGGGAGUCACGGUGCGAUGCCGAUGCGGGGCCAUGCCGCGUUAGCGACAGAAGGAUUUUAAUCAUCGCCUCUCCCCAGGAAUGACACGGGUGCAGCGCAACAGAGAUAUAGAGCGAGGGGGGCUGGCACCCAGCAGACAAACAACAGCCUGGCGACAUAGCCGUGUGGAUUAGCACUGUCGCUGUGUGAGAAAUAUGUGUGCUGCUGGCCAGGCGGGCGGCAGGCGGCAGGGGGAGAAAACACAUUGCCGUUUUUUUUUUUACCCCCACACGCCGGAAUAAGGAUUCAUGGCAUCAUUAACCACAGCCUAUAUCUCUCGGGCACCAAUGCACAGAGCUGAUAUUAAAUAAGUAUAUCAAUUGUAUGUGAAGCCUAUCUUUGUUUAGUGAGAUCAUUCACUUGGUUUACUGCCGGCUUCACACACUUCACAUAUUUUCUUAUGGGCUUCAUUUCAAGGUUUUUGGGGGAAGCCAUUGUUGUUGUUGUAGUUGUUGUUGUUUGAAUGUAGCCAUUAGCCAACUUUUUCUAACAGACAACUUCUUCUUCUCCAAAAUUCUUUAAGACUGUUUUGUUCUUUCAAGUUAGAACUUAAUUGUUUUCCAUCCCUGUUGUGGUAGUGCUGGAUAGAGUUGAGAGAACAGGGAAAGUUUUGUUUGUUUUGUACCUAGCCUGGUUUUGAGGGACCUCUUUUGGAUUGAAGGCUUGAAGCAAGCUCUCUGAUGCAUGUCAGCAAACAGGGUUCACAGGUGUCACAAAAGCUGACACUGGGGCGCUGUUGAUCCUCUUUAAUUGGCUACAAGGUUACACAGUGGGAGAAACUAGCAGCAAACCUGAUGAAUCUAUGAAUAGAUGGAUGUAUGGAUGGAUGAAUGGAUGGAGGCAAGGGGGAUACAGCUAGGAACAGGAGAAGAUGGAUGUAUCCGAUCCACAUCCACACAUCCAGUAGCUCCAUAGACAUGCUUUGAUGAACAUGAAGGCAUCAGGCGUUAAAAAUAAACCAGCUCCUUGGCUGACAUGUUCUGACUCCUCGUCUUAAACUGGGAACCAAAGCAUUGAAACAGAGGCAGCUGUGGUUUUCUCCCAGUAGGAAAACUUCACCCACUAUUCAUUAGUUUGUGCUGUAUGGAAAGUGACAUGUUGUAACUACUUGGCUUUAUUGACCAUUGUUAUGUCCUGGUGAGAGCAUGGCAGAGGCCUCAGAUAAAGAGGUGGACAGUGUCGUAAAAUGUUGAAAUGUUGCUAAUUUAGUCAUUUACUUAGACUGGGCCAAUAACAGACUCGCUGAUUUGUAAGCAUAACAAAGAUUCAGGCAGUUGGUCUAAAUAUCUCAAAACACUGUUUUUCCUCAGCAAACCCAGGUUUCAUUUGUGAGAUGUAUGCAUGUUUUUGUCAAGUCUUCAGGCUGCGUUCACAAUGUUGCUAUGAGUGUGUAUGCUUGUGGGUGGUCAUCGGGUGUAGAGGUGCACAUACAGGUAAAUAAGCAUUUUCCAAAGACAAUAGCAAUAAUGUCAUAUUCUUUACAUUAGAGGCUAGUGGACCCAUCUAUUCAAUCUCUGGAUUUUUAGGAAAACUGUCACGCUCGUUGAAGGACGGGUCAGACCUAGGCGCAGCGUGAAAUGCAUACAUGUUUAUUACAGAGAUAAACACACGAACAAAAACAACAAACCAACGUAACGUGAAGUCCUCAGGCUAAACACAACACAAGCCUCUACACGGAACAAGAUCCCACAUCUAAUGAUUGCAACCAGGCUACUUAAGUAUGAUCCCCAAUCAGAGACAAAGAGCGACAUCCGGCUCCGGGCGUGAUGACCACAUUCUCUCAGCCUCCCCGUUGCGCCCCUGGUCUGGUCUGGACCUCAGCGCGCUGCUUCCCCUCUCCUUCCUCCCACGAUGUACCAAGCCCUGUCUGGACCCUGGUGUGGGAGACCCCGAACCUGGAGAGGGGCUGACGUCUGGGUCUGGACUGGAGCCGCUGACCGGAGCUGGACUGGGCACCGGUGGAGCGGACUGCUCUGGCUCCGGACUGGAGCCGCUGACCGGAGCUGGACUAUGCACCAGUGGAGCGGACUGCUCUGGCUCCGAAGUGGAGCUGCUGACCGGAGCUGGACUGGGCGCCGGUGGAGCGGACUGCUCUAGCUCCGGAGUGGAGCAGCUGACCGGAGCUGGACUGGAUCCCGGUGGAGCGGAAUGCUCUGGCUCCGGAGUGGAACUGCUGACCAGAGAUGGACAGGGCACCGGUGGAGUGGACUGCUCUGGCUCCGGAGUGGAACACGCACCACUAAUCUGGUGCGAAGAGCAGGAACGGGCCGGACUGGGGACACACACCACUGGCUUGGUGCGAGGAGCAGGCACGGGCCGUACCGGACUGGGAACAUGCACCACUGGCUUGGUGCGAGGAACAGGAACGGGCCGGGCCGGACUGGGCACACGCACCACUAGCUUGGUGCGAGACGCAGGCACGAGGUGUACCGGACUGGGAGCUGACGUUAGAGAUCUCCGACUGUACCAGUCUUUCACUCUCCACGCCCAGUCCUCCUCCCGUGAGGACUCCUCCCUGAGCCCCCACGAGUGCAGUGGUCGGGGUUCUUCUCCAUCUAUCCCCGACCACACUUUUAGCCCCCCAAUUUUUUUUUAUUGGGGCUGUCUCUCGGGCUUCCUCCUCAGCCGGCACCUUCUGUGUUGCCGUUGCUCCUCUCUAAACCGGGCCUCCACUGUCUCCUCCCAAGGACGGCGAUCCAUCCCAGCCUGAAUCUCCUCCCAUGUCCAGGAUCUCCUUCCAUGUCCAGGAUGUCUGCUCCUGGGCACGCUGCUUGGUCAAUUUUUGGUGGGAUCUUCUGUCACGCUCGUUGAAGAACGGGUCAGACCAAGGCGCAGCGUGAAAUGCAAACAUGUUUAUUACAAAGAUAAACACAUAAACAAAAACAACAAACCAACGUAACAUGAAGUCCUGAGGCUAAACACAACACAACACACACACCCACACACACACAACACAACACAACACCACACAACCAACACCACACAAUCACAACACAACACAACACAACACAACACAACACAACACAACACAACACAACCCAACACACACAACACCACACAACACAACACACACCACACAACACAACACAACACAACACAACACACCAGAACAUAACCCAACACACCACAACACAACACACACCACACAACACAACCCCAACACAACACAACACAACACAACACAACACAACACAACAACACCACACAACACAACACAACACAACACAAGCCUCUACAGGCACAAUAUCCCCAGCACUAUGAGUGCAACCAGGCUACUUAGUCAUGCCCCAAUCAGAGACAACCCCGAAAAGUCGACAGCUGCUUCUGAUUGGGAAUCCACCCGGCCCAAACAUAGGAAAUACAAUAACUAGAAUGGGAACAUAGAAAAUAAUGACAUAGAUCUCCACACCCUGACUCAACAUACUAGAGUCCCAUAAGUCAGGGCGUGACAAAAACAUGUCUUCAACCCCAUGCAUACAUACUUACUCUACUUAACCUGAAUUUGGGAGGGACAGAGCAACACAGUUUAGCAUCCCCUCAUUGUAGGCAGUUGCCUCUUUGCUUUGAGACGAGAUAACUCAAUCAAUACCCUUUUUUCAUUCACUUCAAAAGAGAGAAAGUUUAGUUUCCCAUUAAGUCAAAAACUCAUUUAUUUGCACGAUUUAACCAAAUCAAUGUUUGGAUCAUACAUGGCAAGAAUGUGUGUCCUACAAUAGCCUGCCUAGUUCUUGAGUAGUUAUGUUCAAAUUUGGUCCAGAACACACAGCUACCGUUUUUUCAACAUUGUCAUCCUCUGGUCCUCUAUUUUAUUAAGGUCUCUUAAGGUCAAGUCCCCUGAGAUAUGCUUCUGUUAAUUAGAAAUUUCUCGCACAUCCCAUUGAUAUCAAUGUUUGAUUAAGUGGGAGUUUGAUUCAGCCCAUAACCACUCAGUUUGAUUAUUUAAUAUUCACCAAAGUCUAAUUAAAAACUCAUAUUUCGGGAAUGAAAACUGAAGAGGGGUUGAAAAGGCUACCCAGUUUUUCUUAUUUUUUCUGAGAGUCACAGUGUAUCACACUUACAUGACAAAUGCAAUGUAUCUUGAUUUAAAGAAUUGCAAUAAACCAAACUUAACUCAGGCUGACUUCAUCACCGUGAUUAUUUGAUUAGUUAAUUCUGUAUCAAGCUCAAAAAGAGAGACUCAGGGGCUAUUCUUAUUGACAAACAUUUAAGGAGAGGCAGCACGACGAGAUUUCAAUUGACAUAAUAUGUACAUACACUUUUCAAUUGACAUUACAUUCUUGCCUUACCUUUCGUUGUGGCUGGCAAUGUGACAUUCUUGCUCUGCAGCUCCAAAUUUACUGUAAAAAUCAGUAUCACAGUAGCCAGUAAGCUUGAAAAAUAAAAAUACAACUUUUCCGCUAAAACAUACACACAUUAAAUGUAGCUUGCAAGACAAUAACACAGCUAGCUAGCUAUGCUAGCUAUGCUAGCUAGUAACGUUAGCAUAUCAAACAUGAAAGUUUACCCCCCUCAUAGAAAGUUUACCCCUCUCGAGACAUGAGAAAUACGUAAGUUUACGUUACAGUAAUGUCUCUCGAGAAUCGAUACCCCUCGAGAAUCUCUCAAAGUUCUCCUUAAUUCUGGUCAAUGAAAAUAAACCCUUAGAGAGAGCAAGCAAACCUACGUGAUCCAAACUGUGUUUCUCGGCUUCCUGAACUAGUUACUCAAUGAGUAAUCUUCCAUGUUCAGCAGGAAUCCCCAAUAAGUGCCUUUGAAUUUUUAUUCUGUGCUGUAAGUCAUUAACCAUGAAUGCAACAGUAAUUGCUUCAUAACGAUGAGGACUUUUUGCCAUUAAAGAUUUGUGGUAAUUUUGUGGGAUUAUUACGAUUUUCAUCUUUAGAGUCAGGAGAUAAAAUGCUGAUUUCAAUUUCAUUAGUUGGUGUAUUCUUUCAAAAGCAAUUACCAUUAAGCAACUGCACAGGGCCACAGGCCUUUGCUAUAGACAAUAUUUUACUCAGCACCUACAGAGAUAUAGUGUAUAAAGUUGACCAUAGAAGUGUUUUCACUUUAGUGUUAGGAUUGGAUUCUUGGGGAAAAAAAUGAAAGAUUAUAUGGUAUGUUUGACACUUUGAGUCCAUGUUCCUUCUCACAAAAGGGAACCAUCAGCAGUGCCAAUAACUCAGAUAAUAAAGUGCAUAACAACUAUUUUCAAGUGUGAGUUAGGCAUCUUUGGAGGCAUUGUCAUCAGGUACAUUUCAUUAAACUGACCACAUUUGCUUUUUUUCUCUGCUCCUGUCAUCCCCCCCGCCCCCCUCUCUCUCUCUCUCGCUCUCUCUCUCUCUCUCUCUCCUAUUGUGUUUUCUUUCUCUCUUUCUCUCUACUCUGGUCAUCCCUCUCUCUAUCUCCUCUCAUGUCCCCCCUCUCUUUCCACUCUUGUCAUCCCUUGCAAUCUAUCUCUCUCUCGUCUCCCAUCAUCCCCUCUCCCUUUUCACUCUUAUCUUCCACUCUUGUCAUCCCUUUCUCUUAUUUCCUGUCAUCCCUUUCUCUUUCUCUCUCCCUCUCUAUCUCUCUCCUCUCCAGGCGUCAUCCGGACGGCACUGCCCAACAUGGACCGGGAGGUGAAGGACCAGUACGUGUUGGUCAUCCAGGCCAAAGACAUGGUGGGCCAGAUGGGCGGCCUCUCCGGCACCACCUCUGUCACGGUCACUCUCACUGACGUCAACGACAACCCGCCACACUUCUCUCGUAGUAAGACUGAGUCCUAUAUGCUUUGUACGUCACUAAAUCUGACAACAUGCCCUCUAUCUAUUUCCCUCAGACAAAGCACUGAACCCCUCCAUUCAUUGUCAUUGCAGUCUCACUGUAGUGGAGGUUGGACAUACAUCUCUACAAUACCUCUCAUUCACAAUGACAGACGUGUAGCGGAGUUUUGAGUGAAAAUGUAGGCUAUACUUGAUAUUGCAGAUUCAUUAAAUCACUGUACCCCUUUCAAGCGUAUGUGUAAUUUUGCUGUUCGUCGGGGGGUUCACAGCCCCUUUCUGACUAAUGGUCAAAGGCUUCAAAUACAGUUUGCCCUAGGAGGUAUAAACCUUUCUCCCUCUCCCCUCACUCCACAUCAGAGCAGAUGGAUUUCUGCAAACGUGGAUACCAGGAUCAAUCAGGCUCCAUUUUUUUUGUCAUCAGCCUAUUUCACGGCCCGCUAAUGGGUUCCUGGCCAGGCCUUGGGAUUCAAAGGCAUGAGGUGCUUCUCAUGAUAAUCUGUGGCCCCGGCAAUUGCUUUACCGCUGAUAGUCCCACAGACCGCCGCUGCCUAGGCUGUUACACUCACCGCUGGACUGCCAUGAAGUCAAGUCAAUUUGCUAGAACCCGGGGGGUGGGGUAGAGGAGAGACAGGUUCAAGUUUGCACAACAAGUCGUCAAUGCCGUUUUAACCCAGCGCUGUUUUGCAGGGUGUGCUGGGUAGAAAGAUGCUUUAGGACCAGGCUGGGUGUGAAGUCAUCACCCCCACCACCGCCCCACCCCCCCACCCCCCGCCCCUCUGUAUCCCCCUCACCCCCCACCCAAGGUCAUGGGUCAGAAUCAAUAGAGUAUUAAAGAGCACCACAGCUGAUAGAGUCUAGAAGCACUAGCCCUUGGAGGAGAGGAGAGGAGGGAAGCGAAGGCUGGAGGCACAAAGACAGAGAGGAGGGGCGGUUACCAGGGGGUAAAUUGGGGCGUACACAGUACGUAGGGAGGGGAAGAAAGGAAUUUUUUGGGGUCUUCCACAGCGAAUUAAAAAGCCAUUACAAAGAUUACACAGCGGCAAACAAUGUCAAGCAGAUUAGCAUUUGGAGCGCAAUGUUGGGAACCACUGGGGUGAGGAACACGGAAAGGUCUGGUAAUGAGCUCCGUCAUGGUGAUUGGGGAGAUUAUGAUUAUGAAUAUGAUUCCCUCCUUUUUUUCUUAUGAGAGUGCUUUAAGUCAGGGAGUUGCAGACAAAGACACUGGGAACACAAUGGAAGAGUUUGCGUCUAAUAGAAUCUUCCAGUGAACAUUUCAUCCCACCAAAGCAUAUUCCGCAGGGAUCGGUGAUUCUCCCAUUCACUUUGGUCAUGUAAAGUGGAGUGGUCAGAAUAUGUAAUACAUUUUCAUAUGAAUACAGACAACUCCAUUGUUAUAAAAAUGUUAAGGUUCAAUAAUAAAAUAUUUGCCCUAUCCACCAUAAAUGUCUUGAAUUGUAAAACUAGUCAUUUUUUAUUAUUUACAGUGGGGGAAAAAAGUAUUUAGUCAGCCACCAAUUGUGCAAGUUCUCCCACUUAAAAAGAUGAGAGAGGCCUGUAAUUUUCAUCAUAGGUACACGUCAACUAUGACAGAAAAAAUGAGAAAAGAAAUUCCAGAAAAUCACAUUGUAGGAUUUUUAAUGAAUUUAUUUGCAAAUUAUGGUGGAAAAUAAGUAUUUUGGCUCUCACAGACCUGUAACUUCUUCUUUAAGAGGCUCCUCUGUCCUCCACUCGUUACCUGUAUUAAUGGCACCUGUUUGAACUUGUUAUCAGUAUAAAAGACACCUGUCCACAACCUCAAACAGUCACACUCCAAACUUCACUAUGGCCAAGACCAAAGAGCUGUCAAAGGACACCAGAAACAAAAUUGUAGACCUGCACCAGGCUGGGAAGACUGAAUCUGCAAUAGGUAAGCAGCUUGGUUUGAAGAAAUCAACUGUGGGAGCAAUUAUUAGGAAAUGGAAGACAUACAAGACCACUGAUAAUCUCCCUCGAUCUGGGGCUCCACGCAAGAUCUCACCCCGUGGGGUCAAAAUGAUCACAAGAUGGGUGAGCAAAAAUCCCAGAACCACACGGGGGGACCUAGGAAUGACCUGCAGAGAGCUGGGACCAAAGUAACAAAGCGUACCAUCAGUAACACACUACGCCGCCAGGGACUCAAAUCCUGCCGUGCCAGACGUGUCCCCCUGCUUAAGCCAGUACAUGUCCAGGCCCGUCUGAAGUUUGCUAGAGUGCAUUUGGAUGAUCCAGAAGAGGAUUGGGAGAAUGUCAUAUGGUCAGAUGAAACCAAAAUAGAACUUUUUGGUAAAAACUCAACUUGUCGUGUUUGGAGGACAAAGAAUGCUGAGUUGCAUCCAAAGAACACCAUACCUACUGUGAAGCAUGGGGUUGGAAACAUCAUGCUUUGGGGCUGUUUUUCUGCAAAGGGACCAGGAUGACUGAUCCGUGUAAUGGAAAGAAUAAAUGGGGCCAUGUAUCGUGAGAUUUUGAGUGAAAACCUCAUUCCAUCAGCAAGGGCAUUGAAGAUGAAACGUGGCUGGGUCUUUCAGCAUGACAAUGAUCCCAAACACACCGCCCGGGCAAUGAAGGAGUGGCUUCGUAAAAAGCAUUUCAAGGUCCUGGAGUGGCCUAGCCAGUCUCCAGAUCACAACCCUUUAGAAAAUCUUUGGAGGGAGUUGAAAGUCUGUGUUGCCCAGCGACAGCCCCAAAACAUCACUGCUCUAGAGGAGAUCUGCAUGGAGGAAUGGGCCAAAAUACCACCAACAGUGUGUGAAAACCUUGUGAAGACUUACAGAAAACGUUUGACCUGUGUCAUUGCCAACAAAGGGUAUAUAACAAAGUAUUGAGAAACUUUUGUUAUUGACCAAAUACUUAUUUUCCACCAUAAUUUGCAAAUAAAUUCAUAAAAAUCCUACAAUGUGAUUUUCUGGAGAAAAAAAAUCUCAUUUUGUCUAUCAUAGUUGCCGUGUACCUAUGAUGAAAAUUACAGGCCUCUCUCAUCUUUUUAAGUGGGAGAACUUGCACAAUUGUUGGCUGACUAAAUACUUUUUUCCCCCACUGUAUGUCACUAUUUCCUCUUAUAUAUUUGGAUAAAAAAACUCAUCCUGGACCAUUAGUUUGCAGUGUGACGAGUCAUUGUGAGAGAGGGAUCUCAAAGGCAGCAGUAGUGCACCAUAAAUCUGAGCUGCUAAGGAGUAAGGAAACCACCUCAUCUCUAACUACUACUUGUCUCACCUCCAGAGAACUAUCAGUACAUGGUGCUGGAGUCCUUGCCCGUGGCGUCCGUGGUGGCCAGGGUCAAGGCUCUGGACAAUGACAUAGGCCCCAAUGCAGAGAUGGAGUAUAGGAUCAUGGAGGACGGACCUGGGGUGUUCAACAUCACUACAGACGAGGACACGCAAGAGGGCAUCAUCAUCCUUCAAAAGGUACACAUGCUGUAUCCUUAUAUGCAUGUAUCCUUUUAGGCUGUGGCCCCAAGCCAGCUUUGUCACAGGGUCCAAUCUGAUAUUCUGUUUGUUUUUGCCGUCACCAGUCAUAGAUGAGUGCCACAGAGUGGAAAGUCACACAGACAAUAAACACAGACAAUACAUGUGUCACAUCAAUGGCUACAACUGUGCGCCCAAUAAGCCAAACAGAUGACAACAUAUCUUCUAAACACUCUUAUUUAGAAAUGUAUUUCACCGUGAUGUGUUGUGUGCCUUUUCUCACAAUCAAUAGUUUGCUUUCACACUGCACAGUAAGUCAAUAUAAAUAUGUCUGGAUGAAAGAUGUAUUUGUGAGAGAGAGUCUGAUUAUGUGCAAGGUUGCAUAGGGUCGUUGGACUCUAGCGCCUACAUUUCUUCAAUCUACUGGUGUAGCACAAGGCCAUGUUGCCAUGAGCGAUACACAUAGAAAUAUCUUUAUGGCUUUGCCCUCACCAUUUACAGCAAAUGUGGCCAGUGCAGUGUGCUUAGAAUCCAGCCAAUUAGGACGGGCUCCACCUUGACUGGAAGGUUACUGUCGAUUUCUGGGCUCCGACCUAUACAACUUUCAUGUGACGUUUUAUUUUAACGAAAUGUGAAAUAGCUAUAUACAGAACCAGUCAAAAGUUUGGACACACCUACUCAUUCAAGGGUUCUUCUUUAUUUUUACUAUUUUCUACAUUGUAGAAUAAUAGUGAAGACAUCAAAACUAUGAAAUAACACAUAUGGAAUCAUGUAGUAACCAAAAAAGUGUUUAAAAAAAAUGCAUAUAUAUUUGAGAUUCUUCAAACAGCCACCCUUUGCCUUGAUGACAGCUUUGCUGAAUUAGUAGGUGUGUCCAAAUGUUUGACUAGUAGUGUAUAUAUUAUUUUUGUCUCUUUACUUGGUUUGUCUCAGCCAUUAGACUUUGAGACCAGGAACAGCUUUAACCUGCGAAUCGAAGCCACCAAUCGGAAUAUCGACCCAGCGUUCGUGCACCUGGGUUCAUUCAGCGACACGACGUCGGUCAAGGUUACGGUGGAGGACGUGAACGAGCCGCCCGUAUUCUCCACACAACUUAGCAAGAUGGUGGUCUCCGAGGAUGCCAGAGUGGGCACCUCCAUCGGGAGGGUCUCCGCUCACGACCCUGACUCCUCUAACAGUGCCAUCAGGUAGAACUCAGCUCUCCAGAUAUUAUAUGCCAUUACAUGCAAUCCCUCUGUUGUCCCAGCCAUUUUCUUAAAAUAACUUUGCCCCAUUCAACAGAGUCGCGAAUUCAAGCCAUAUAACCCAUUUCUUUCAACAUGUUGCCACACCGUAAGGUUGACAUGAGGUCCAAACACCUUUAGAGCAGUACUGUACACAUUCUAGUGCCUCAAUAGCACCUCACUGACAGAGUUCUAAACUCCCUCUGUGACUGUGUGACAUGCACUAAAGCCAGAUGGUGUGCGUUCGAGGGACUGCAACAUUUGUAAAUGUGAAAUGCCAUCUAAAAUGAGCGAAGGGCAUUCCCCCAGGAGGGUCAACAGUCUGUACCAGCUCCAUUGCAUUUAUAACACAACACAACCACUCAGAAAGGCAAUCUGCCCCAUGUCACUCAUGAGACUCCCUCUCAUUACGCAUUAAUUGAAAAUAAAAAUGUUGUGUGGUAGUAUUCAUGCUUGGGGUGUUAGAAUUGUUAGUAAUCUUAAUCAGAAAAUCUAAUUACACCGCCAUUGUGGGUGUAAAUUGCCUCUUUUUGCUGCUGUGGAGGCUUUCAGCGUCUGCAAUAAUAUGGCCCUACCUCUGUUGAAAUUAGAAUUAUUGUGGAACUAAUGCAGCCACAAGAGUCAAAUUACAUUUAAUAAUACCCUUUGGAUAUAGGCUAAUUGAAGUUGUCAUUUUGUCCAGAAAUAUAAGCUGCUGUAUAGAAAUUGAUAGUGUUUGUUCUGUGUUCAGCAUUAAUGUAUUGCUGUCCAAUUUCACAUUUCUAUCUUAAAAACUUUGAUUGAGAGCAGUUCUCGUCAAAAUGUAAAAGUUGCAGAAACCUCUCAUUCAUAGUUCAACAUCAUGAUAGUUUAAUCAUGCAUUAAAAAUGGAUAAGAAAACAACAUAAUUGCACUUGUUGACACAGCUCAGUAAUGUUCUAUGCCAAUGGACUGAAUCCAGAAGCACUCUUAAAUUGUUCAUUUGGCACGUUUUGAAGGUAGAAAGUUAUGUCUGUCUGUCUGUCUGUCUGUCUGUCUCCAGGUACUCCAUAGACAGAAACACAGACCUGGAGCGUUUCUUCAACGUGGAUGCUCUGAGUGGUGUCAUAAGCACAGCCAAACCCCUGGAUCGAGAGGUCAACUCUGUCCACAACCUCACCAUCCUUGCCAUGGAAAGCCGUAAGUACAUGUGCGCAUACACACACACGUCUGCCACAUCAACGCCUUCCACAUCUACGCCUCAA